Messenger RNA from Orycteropus afer afer, 930 nucleotides. RefSeq names its product olfactory receptor 4C11. Gene Ontology annotation, biological process: G protein-coupled receptor signaling pathway. Gene Ontology annotation, molecular function: G protein-coupled receptor activity; olfactory receptor activity. Lineage: Eukaryota; Metazoa; Chordata; Mammalia; Tubulidentata; Orycteropodidae. Gene Ontology annotation, cellular component: membrane. The record is from RefSeq and is a predicted model, not a curated record.
AUGCAGCAAAAUAAUAGUGUAACUGAGUUCAUUCUAUUAGGAUUGACACGGGAUCCUAGGAGACAGAAAAUGGUGUUCAUAAUCUUCUUAAUUUUCUACACUGGAACUUUAAUGGGAAAUUUUCUCAUUAUUGUGACCAUCAAGUUCAGCCGGACACUUGGAAGUCCCAUGUACUUCUUCCUGUUUUAUUUGUCCAUUGCUGACACCUGCUUUUCAACUUCCACAGCCCCUCGAUUAAUUGUAGAUUCUUUCUCUGAAAAGAAAGUCAUAUCCUAUAAUGAGUGCAUGACUCAAAUCUUCGUACUGCAUUUAUUUGGUGCUAUGGAGAUCUUUGUCCUCAUCCUCAUGGCUUUUGAUCGCUAUGUGGCCAUCUGUAAGCCCUUGCGUUAUCCAACAAUUAUGAGACGACAGGUCUGCAUCAUCUUGAUUGUAUUUGCUUGGAUUGGGUCUUUUUUACAUUCUAUAGCUCAAAUUGCCCUGGCCCUGAAACUACCCUUCUGUGGACCCAAUUUGAUUGAUCAUUAUUGUUGUGAUUUGCAACCAUUACUAAAACUUGCCUGUAUGGAUACUUACGUAAUCAACCUACAGUUGGUGUCCAAUAGUGGAGUGAUUUGCUCAAGUAGCUUCUUGCUUCUGAUAAUCUCAUACUGUAUUAUCUUGCAUUCACUGAGAAAUCACAGUGCAGAAGGGAGGAAAAAAGCCCUUUCCACAUGUACUUCUCACAUCAUUGUAGUCAUCUUAUUCUUUGGUCCAUGUAUAUUCAUAUAUACACGUCCACCAACCACUUUUCCCAUGGACAAAAUGGUGUCAGUGUUUUAUACUAUUGCUACACCCUUUCUUAACCCUCUCAUCUACACUCUAAGGAAUGCAGAAGUUAAAAAUGCCAUGAGAAAAUUAUGGAGUAUCAAAAUUACCUCAGAAAGCAAAUGA